CUCUUGUGUGGAUAACAACAAAAUUUUCAGCAAAACCGUUGACUAGUACGUGAUUGGUCACUUUGUGAACACUUCAACAUUAACGGUACAAUAAUUUGUUCAAACAUUUGUCGUCGAUACGAAAAGAGAGUAAAUAAUUGGAUUUAAAAAAUGGAUAGUCAAGAAUAUAUCGACGAUGAUUCUGAUCACGAAAUAAGUGUAUCGGAACAACCACAAUUCAAAUCAAUAACAUCCGAAGAAAUUAUAAAAUUGAUGAAUCAGUCGAUCUUAGGUGUUAAUUCCGUCGUUGAAAUGCCGGCAACAACAGCACGUAUUUUGUUGAGCCACACAAAAUGGGAUGUUCGUGAAGUAUUGGAUCGAAUUACAGAUGAUAAUUGUGAUAAAUUUUUCGAAAAAGCACACGUCCAGAAUCCAUUUGAAUCACCGAAAAUGAAACGAAAAUCCAAUACCGAACAUACAUGCACCAUUUGUUUCAUGGACUUUCAACAAAAUGAAAUCGUUGGUCUUAGCUGUGAUCAUGAAUAUUGCAAAGAAUGUUGGUCUCAUUAUUUGACAUCAAAAAUCAUGGAUGAUGGUCAUUCGGAGUUCAUUUGUUGUCCCGAAUAUAAAUGUCAAAUUGUUGUCGAUGAUGGUACGAUUAUGGAAGUAUUGACCGAUUCUCGUGUACUUCAAAAAUACGAACACUUGAUGACCAACAGUUUUGUCGAGCAUACGUAUACUCUGCGUUGGUGUCCCAGUGCCCAAUGUUCAUUGGCGAUUAAAGCUGAAUGUUUAUUGGACUAUCGUCAAAAUUGCGAGUGUAAAUGCGGUAAACGUUUCUGUUUUAGUUGUGGUGAAGAGCCGCAUGAUCCGAUACCAUGUGACUUGAUGAAAUGUUGGUCCAAAAAUGAUAACGACGAAACAAUUGAAUACCUUAUUAAACACACAAAAAGCUGCCCCAAAUGUUUCGCACUGAUCGAAAAAAAUGGUGGAUGCAAUCAUAUGUCAUGCCGUAAAUGUAAAUAUGAGUUUUGUUGGUUGUGUUUUGGCCCUUGGAGUGGACAUGCAGUUAAUAAUUGCAACAAAUACAAAGAUAGUAACAAAAAUAUUACCAAUGAUCAAAACCGUUGGGAACACUACUUCACACGCUACGGUGGACAUAGAAAGUCAUUGAAAAUCGAAAUGGAUAUGAAGGAACGGAUCAUAUGUAGAAUGGAACAUUUACAAGACAUGGGAAAAUCAUGGAAUGAUCAAUUUCAGGUACAAAGUUUGAUGAAAGCACUGGACAUUCUGUUUGAGAGUCGACGACAAUUGAUGUUUACGUAUAUAUUCGCAUAUUUCACGAAGCCACACAACCAGAAAAAUAUUUUUGAAGUUAACCAAGCUGAUUUGGAAUCGGCGACAGAAGCAUUGUCCAAUAUUUUUGAAAGUGAUUUGCACUUAACCACUGAACGAUAUUUAUCAGAUGUCCAGGACAAAUCUUGCUAUUGUGAGGCUCGUAUGAAGACAAUGCAAUGCCACAUUUACGAAGGUUUCGACAAAAAUUGGUGGUCGUUUACAUCAGGCUGAAGUUGGUCAAUCAUCAUUCGCCGAAUUUUUUCUUCUCAAAUAAUCAUAAUUUAAAAAUAACAAUUACUCAACAACAAAACUGUUAAGAAUACUUCAUUUAUGAAUCGUUGAGUUUCAUUGUAUUUGGUAUCUGUCGAUUGUCAAAUGAAGUCAAAUGUUGAUUUCACAAUUCAUGAGUCAGACGAAAAAUUCCCAUAAAUAAAUGUUUUUGUUUUUGUAGUUU
Molecule: messenger RNA, 1771 nt
Organism: Contarinia nasturtii (swede midge)
Lineage: Eukaryota; Metazoa; Arthropoda; Insecta; Diptera; Cecidomyiidae
Product: E3 ubiquitin-protein ligase arih1l-like
Exons: 8
Coding region: 151-1548 (465 amino acids)
Biological process (GO): ubiquitin-dependent protein catabolic process; protein polyubiquitination; positive regulation of proteasomal ubiquitin-dependent protein catabolic process
Cellular component (GO): cytoplasm; ubiquitin ligase complex
Molecular function (GO): ubiquitin conjugating enzyme binding; zinc ion binding; ubiquitin protein ligase activity
Source: RefSeq, a predicted model, not a curated record